CGGUGAGGAUGAUUCACGCUCCUUAAAGUUAACUUAUGUCUCUUUCUCUCCCAGAAGGUCCAGAGUGAAGUCCUGAUGUAGAACAAGGGACAGAGCUUUGUGCCUAAACCUGCUGAUGGUAUUCAUAUAUAUGUAUAUAUAGAUAUGUAUAUAUACUGUAUAUAGAGAGAGAGAUCAGCGGCAUGGCCGCUGUUACUUCAGAUAAAACGUCCCACGCUGGAGCGUCUCAGACCUGCAAAGAAGACCUCCUCAGGUCUGGAUCCAAGGUCCAGAUAAAGACCCGGUCCUCUCCUGUGAGGGUGACUCUACCGCCUCUGUGGUCGGACGGGUGUCACUCUGUGAGCGGCUCUCUGUUCGGUCCUCUCUUCAGGAACGUGUCCUCCUCCUCCUCCUCCUCCUCCUCCUCCUCCUCUUCAGGACCAGUGGUGGAGCUCCCUCGUCUGGUGGCGCCAGUGGGACCCGGUAGACCCGGUAGACCCGGGAGAUCCACAGAAUGGAGUGAAGGACCUCGACUCAGGGCCUCAGCUUUAGGGGCCGACGUCCCCAUCGGGACCACCCAUGAGUCGACAGCACAGAGACCUUCUUGUUGUUUCAGCCUCACAGAGGACGAUGAGUCAGUGAGAGUGACACGUGAGGGAACCAGGAGAACGAGUAGACCUCCUCUCACCGGCGUGGAGUUGGUUCACAUCCUGUCUCACAGAGACCCGGGACACUUUGAGCUUCAUUACCUGAAAGAAGUGGAGGCCGACUCCUCCAGACCCUACGACCUGCUGGUGGUGGACUCCAGUGAGGCCGGUUCUGAGCACUACGUGUUCUCUCCCUCCACGGUUCUACAUGUGACCCAGGUGGGUCCCGGUGGACUCGUCAGUCUGGCUCAGUGGCACAGAGAGGCGGUGGCGUGGAACGCGUUGCAGGAAAUUCCCUUUUUCAGGGACUUCAGACUGCGGAAGGCUUUCACCAGGUGGCAAAGAAAUGUGCGCAAGAUCCUCUUUCAGCGCAGGUGUCAGGCUCUGCAGGACGUGCUGCUGCUGUCUGUUCCUCGCUUCAGGAAAGCUCUUCUUGUGUUCACCAGGGUGAUUGAAGAAGUGAAGGAGGCUCAGCGGCCGCCUCAGGACGAGUCUCACACCUUCACUCUGCUGGAGCUCAAGAACGAGCUGAAGACCAUGAAGCAAACGCUCAUGCAGACGUUGGAGAAGCUGUCACAUCAUCGCGCUGUCAUCCUGAACGCGGUGAGAGAGGACAGCUACACGGCUCACCGGGAGCUGCAGCUGCACAUGGAACUCUCCAGAAGAGCACCAGCGGGCUGCGAUGAGCCGACCCGCCUGCACCCGGCUCACCUGCAGCUGCAGAACGAGUCGAGCCGGUCCGAAGGCGUCCUGCUCAAACUCGGCCGCUUCGCCGCUCUCGUCAACCGGAUGACUCUCCAGAGUCUCGUCACGGUCGUCGGACAACACGUCGCACGUUUCCUCAGCGACGUCGUGAAGAGGCAGAAGCCUCAGCGCUGCCGUCUCUUCCACACCGAGCUGUGUUUCAGGACCGACGGUCGUCUGACGGUGGAUCCACCGACGCUUCUGUUCCAGGAAGCUGUGAGUGAAGCGCUGCUGACUGUCGACUCUUUGAUCCAAAUGUGUGACACUUGUGGAUUCUUCCUGGAGAUCAGCGACAGUUUCUUCACCUCUGCUUCAUCUCAGGAUUUGAUCUCUGACCUCCGUUGUAUGGAACAUCCUAAUAUUUCAGAGAAUAAGAACAACGAUGGAGCGACCGGUCCCAGGAUGUUCUGCUGUUUGCUCAGAGACCCAUCGGCUCUCCGGCUGCUGCUGCCGCCUAAACCCAUCCCGCUGCUGCAGGACGACAGGCUGCAGGGCUGCUACUACCAGCUCCUCAAGACACAGCUGCAGUGGCAGAUCAGCACCAACGAUGUCGCACGACAAGUGGAGAAAGAGCAGGCGGAGAUCAUGCAGGGAGCUGAACUGGAGGUCCAGCAGCUGUGUGACAGCUACUCGUGGCUGGAGGACGUCCACGUGUUCGUCAGCCAAUGGAGUCGAUCCUCUUUGGAGUGCAUGAAGGGUCGGCCCGCUUUGCUGUACGUGGAGCUCCUGAAGGAGGUGCGCCACUGGACCCAGAGAAUCCACACAGUUCCCUCGUCAAUCUCCACCUCCACCCAGCUGUUCAUCAUCCAGUGCACCCGCACCAAGCAAAGUCUCGGACAAGAGCUGAGGCUCGUAGAGGAGGAGGUGAAGCAGCUGCUCGCUGAGCAGAUGAAGCUGCUCUCUGAGAGCCUCACAGACGACCUGGAGAAGGCUGCUGCUGGACUAAAGACGGACCCCCGAGACUUACACGAGCUCUCAACAUACGCACUCAUGGUGAGGGAGUGUAAGAGAUCACAGUCCGACACGCAGAAGCGUUUGGACUACAUUCACUCCCUCCAGGACGCCGUUUGCAUGAGCUGUAGGAAGAUGACUGAGCAGGAGGUGACUUUGGAAGAAAAGAUGCUGGCCUCAUGGAAUUGCUUUAUUUCCGUCUUGAAAGAAGCAGAAAGCCUCGUGUGCAGCCGUCUUCCCUCAGCGGCGAACGCGUUGGAGACGAUGUUCUCAUUGUUGGCCCGUGACCUUGAAGGUUUGGUCUCUAAAGCGACAUCUGGACCUUUCCUCGACCCGACCCAGAACGCAAAAGACACGGUGUCCGAACUGAACCACAUGUGUAUACAUGUGCACGUUCUCAUUGCAAAGCUGGAACUACUUAGUAGAGACAGUCAAAACCUGCACGAACGUCCGAUGGAUUUGACCGUUCUGACAACAGACGCUCUGAGGGUCAAAGCCCGCUUUGAGUUGUGGGAGCUGACAGCUGAGCACACAACAUGGACGGACGAAUGGAAACAGCUGCUGCUCAGUGAGGUUGUGGUGUCACAAGCUCAAGGGAAUAUUUCCAAGUGGAAGGAGCAAGCUCUAUCUCUAACAAGUAUCAUACCUACCCAUGAUGCAGUGCUGCAGGAGACUUUAGGAGUCCUGGAAAGCUUCAGCUGUCAGGUUGCUGUCUUGGCUAAGCUGCAGAGCCCGACACUCAAACACAGACACUGGAAAGCCAUUUUCGAAGACAUGGGCCAGCUGUAUGUCCCAGAGACGAAGGUGACUGUUGCUCAACUGAUGUCUCAACAACUUGACCAGAAACUUAUCACCAAGGUAUGCAGGGAUGCACAGGUGGAGUGCAACAUGGAGCAGACCUUCCAGAAGCUUCGACAGGGAUGGAAAGUCAGAAUCUUCCAGCUGGAUAAAUUCUCUCUGCCUGUUUGGCAGACUGGAGAGCCACAACAUGGAUUAACGGAGACGGAGAAGCCUACGGAGGGCACAGUCUCAAAUCUCCAAACUGCCCGUCAACACUCCUUUAACGAUGCAAGAUUGAUCCUCAUCAUCGGUCUGGAAAUACACUCUGCUGACAUAGAGAGCGAUUUGAUGUCUCUUUCCACCAUGAUGACGUCCCCACACAGUCUUGAGUUCAGGCCGCAGAUGGAAGAUUGGAUGCAAUCACUGCAAGAUCUUGGGAAGCUACUAUUGUUAUUUGAAAGAUACCAGCAUAUGUGGGCCUUCCUGACCAAGAUGUUCCAUGACACAUGCUUUAGUGGUCAGAGAGUGGAUCUGCUGGAGCGAUUCCAACCAGUUGACGAGACAUUUAAGGAAAUUAUGCUUUCUGUAUCAAGUGACCGUCAUGUGUUGAACUUUGUUCAUUCCAAGAAGACAAAUGACAGAUUCCACUGUGAUAGAUUUCGCCAGAUUCUCAUUGAUAGUCUGUCUACAAUGGAGGCCAUUUCCAACCAGAUGGUGGACCUCCUGGAGACCCUCUGUGAACAAUUUCCAAGACUCUGGUUUUUGAGUAAAAGGGAAGUGAUUCAACUACUCUCCUUUCACCCAACGUCUUUCACACUGCAACGCUUUGUGCGCAAAUGCUUUAAAGGGAUACGUUGGCUUGAAGUUGAUUGUAAAACGCCGUCUAAAGUAAGAGGUGUGAAGAGCUGUGGGACAACAUCUCAAAGCCACAGACAGAUGAAGGUGCUGGGGUUUUUUGGCGGCCUCCAGGAGCACAUUACAUUUACAUCUCCUUUGGAACCAAAUCUCAAUCCCUUGGGUUGGCUUUGUGUCUUUGAGAAACAGCUAAAGUUGACCAUGGUACAACACAUGAAACAAUGUGCUAUUGUGCGAAACCAGCUUGAACCAUUCGGUCCAGAUUUGGCAUGCGAUAAGGAGGUUGGAGACAUCCCGUUCCACCCUGAAAUGAGGAAAAUAGUAUUACCUGUGCUGGAUCUGCUGUCUGAACAUCCUCUUCAGUGUCUGCUGGUGGCUGAGGAGACAGUUUGGUGCAAGGCUGUCCUACAAGCUUUCCGAGAAUCAAACCCAGUGAAGUUGAGCGACAUAAAGGCAUACAACUCUGCCAAACUGAAAACCCUUGGCCGUUCCAUAAGGGAUGGAGACACAGGGGCUAAACAUGAAUCUCUGGUUUCUAAGUACACGAUGAUGUGUCUUCGUGCUUUAGUGCAACUAACGAUGAAGCAUGCACAGCAGCUGUCUCGACUCAUGGAGGUGCAAUGUGUGCUGGAGUCAUCUUUUGAGUGGCUCAGUUUGAUGAAGUACUAUAUAAACUCAGACGAUUGGAGUCUGGAGGGCAUUGAUGAUCCAACAUGUCACGUGGAGGUUUUGAGCCAUCGACUUCAAUAUGAUCAUGAGUAUUUUGGUCCAGAAGAUUGGGUGAUGGUUCAUAUGCCGUCCACAGAUCGGGCGAUACUGGGGAUUCUCCUGGCUCUAACAAGCUACAGGUGUGGGUUUGUGAGUGGACCCUGCAUGUCUGGAAAGAAAACGACUGUGGUCCAGUUAGGGAAAGCGUUAGGGCGUCAAGUUGUCGAUCUGCAAUGUUGUCCAAACAUGAGAGCUGGUGUUGUUCAGCGGAUGCUGGUGGGCGCCCUCGAGACUGGAGCAUGGCUUCUGCUAGACUCUGUGGACUUACUAACACAAGGGGUCCUAUCAUUACUGGGGCAGCAUCUGGUAGACAUCAACCAAUCCUUCUCUAAAUUAACAAGGGGGGUCACAGGUUGCAAAAACAUUUUUGAUUCAGAACUUCACCUGGUACUUGCAGGUAAAAGUGUUUCUACCAGGCUGAGCUACGGAUGUGUUCUCAUCUCAUCGAAGGGUAAUACGUCUGAGGUUCCAGAGAGUCUGCGAUGUGCCACCAGACCCAUUGCGUUAACUCAUCCAGAUUACAGGAUCAUUGCAGAAGUAAUGCUGACUUCUAUUGGUUUCUCAGAGGCCACGUCUUUGAGUCGACGUCUGGUGGCCCUCAUUGACCUGGCCAAGGAUUCCCUCUGUCUGCCUGAUUUCCUCUCUGACCACCAGAGCUGCUACCUUGUUGUCUUGCAAAAGAUCAUCUCCGCCUCUGAAAUACACUUACAACAAAGUGUAAGGGAACGAGAAAUUUCAGUCGAGGCUAAAGAUGCGGUCGCAGAACAAGCCGAUCUUGCGCCUUCACAAUGUGUGGAUGCCAGAUUUGUUGAAAAGGAUAGAAAAGAAACUGAAAAGCAUUCCAGGUGUCACCGUUCUCACUUGUCAAUUGUCCAGGGAUUAAUGGAGGAGACGGCUAUCGUCAAAGCCAUUCUUUCUGUCUUCUUACCUGUUGUUUAUGAGCACAAGAAAGCCUCACAGUUCUACGUCAUUUUCAAGGACACAUUCCCUAUAGCAUGCCAGUUUCCUCUUUUCCAGCAGUACAUUGAGGAAGAAGAAAAGAUUCAACUGAAACAUGCAGUUACAGAGGAAUUGCAAAGGAAAAGGUUUCACUCUGAUGCCCAACUAAUUGGCAGUGCUCUUACACUCUAUCAGACCAUGAAAUCCUCUCCGGCAGUUAUGCUUCUGGGCCCCUCAGGUAGUGGAAAGACAACCUGUUACUGUGUUCUAGCUGGAGCCCUCAAUCAUCUGGUUGCCAAGGCAGUGGAACAUCAGUUUGAAAAUGACAAUAUCACUGAAGGAGAUACCCGACAGGCAGAUCCACAGACACCUGCUUCGACUUGGAGCUCUGUCCAAACUGUGGUCUUAUUUCCUCACGCCAUGUCCCAUGAAGAGGUGUUUGGCUGCUUCUGUGAACAGAGAGGAUGGCAGGACGGAGCUGUUGCAAAGGUGCUGAGAGAUUCAGAACGACGUGAACUGACAAGUUCUACAAUCUGCAACAAAAAGAAGAAUAGCGAUCAUACAGCUGUGGAAUGGCUGGUAAUGGAUGGGAAUCCUGUUGGGAGGCCCGGCUGGUUGGAUUACUUGAGUACAAUGUGCAGUCCUGAGGACCCAUUUCUGUGCCUAUCUUCGGGUGAAACACUGCCACCCCAAUCACACCUAAAGCUACUUAUGGAGGUCACUGACCUACGUGAUGCCAAUCCCUCUGCAGUGACCCGUUGCGGCCUUGUUUACCUCACAGCUACGGAUCUAUGGAAGGCUGCGUGGAAGAGUGAACUGGAUACCCUCUUGUUUGAAGACAAACUGGAUCAAGGAACCUUGAAAAUGUGGAAUCGUCUGGCUGAAGAUCUUUUCUCCAGCACACUUAGUUUGCUCAGGCAAAAGGCUUUAAUCUCCGCAGUCCACAAGGAAGGAGAUUGUCUUGGAAGCGUCGCGUACGGACUGCAAGAAAUCACGUCAUUUGUUCGGAUCCUACGUGCUCUCCUGCAGCAUUUUGGGAGGGAGGUGGAAAAAGCUGAGCCGAAACCACAAAUGGACAAAAGAGAUAUACUUCUACACAGAACAUCAGACACAGAUCCCCACAGUAAACAAGACCUGAUGGCCAGGAACCUUUUUCUGGUGGCUUAUAUUUGGGGAUUUAGUGGACAUCUGCAUCCUCGCCACCGGCCACAGUUCGACUUACUAGCCCGUCAGCUGCUGUUUACUUGCCGGUACAAAAUUGUGGUUCCUGAUGAAGAGAGUGUGUUUGAACACUUUUUAAACAUUGAAAGCAAGACAUGCCCCAAGAACACACUGCUGACAACUUCCAUCACUCCCAAGUAUGGGAGAUAUGCCUAUCUCCUGAAGCUCAUGUUGGAGGCCAAACAACCAGUGUUGCUCGUAGGAGAGGCCGCUUCAGGAAAAACCACUCUGUGCAAAGCUUUGCUGCGUUUUGACAUGCCACACAUUAACCUACCAGCCAGUCCACUCCUGAGCUCCAGAGACCUGCGCACUAUUCUGAGUAACAUCAGCUGCAAGAACAACCGUGAGUUCACUCUGGGCCUCAUGACAAAACAGCCGGGACUGCUUCUUUUUGUGGAUGAUUUGCAUGAAGCCCCCUGUGAUGUCUUUGGGAAGACGUCAACAGCUCUAGAGACGCUACGACAGAGUAUUUCACUGGGACAGAUUCUAACAUUUGACGCCGACCACUUCAAGUCGUUGAGUGCUGGAGCCGUCAGCUACAUGGCUACCUGCUGUGUCUUUGGAUCUGGCAAUCGCCACAGUGACGUGAUGUCCUCCAGGCUCUCACGCCUGUUCUCCAUCUUCGUGCUGCCCAGUCUAUCCAUGGACGUUAUACUGUCCAUCCAUUCUCCUCGGCUAAAGUUCUGGCUCAAAGACACGCCGCUGAAUCAGAGCGGCGAGGAUAUGCCGUGCCGCAUCAUCACUGCUACUGAACAUCUCUAUCGAGCAGUACGCGACCAGUUCCAGCCUACUGUGCAGAGGCCCCAUCUCCUAUUCUCCCAUCAUGACCUUCAGAAGGUGUUUAGGGGGAUGUACUUGUGGCAGCCGGACAUCCCAAACACGGGGAUCGUGCAGGACGAGGAUAAUUCACUGCCAGGCUUUCCUCCUGCAUCCGUCCUCAAAGUAGCACAUCUCUGGAUGCACGAGUGCACGCGUAUCUUCAGUGACAGGUUAUGCUCAGAGGACGAAAAAAAAACUCUUGUGUCCUUAGUAGCGGAGACGGCAAUAGCACACUUCGGAAAAACUCAGGAAGUCGGUCAGAGUCUAGAUCCACUAAGUCUGCCUCAAGAGACAAAACCAGCUGUCCGGUCAGACCUGGAGAAAGGCCACACAUCGACUGAACCUUCGCUUCUGUCUGGAAACAUUUACUCAGAGGCGAGCCUAAAAACUCACCCUCUGCAACCCCAGACUCUUCAGCACAUGGAGGACGUCAUGGCUGAGCUUGUAUACGGUCCUGAGCUCUCUGAGGCCCCAACAAGUCAGCAACACAAUUUUAAACGCAGCGUUUCUUAUCAGGGCAGAGACUUGGAUGUUCUGCUGCAGGAUCUGUGUGCACUCAUGGACAGAAAAGAGGAAGACAAAGGACAGAAAGUUGAUGACUUCAAGAUUACAGACAGAUGCAUUGUCCACAGACAGAGAGUACGUCAGCUGCUGCGUAUCCUCAGGGCGCUGCUCAUACCUGGAGGUCACGGAGUGCUGAUUGGCUCAGACAGAGACACGGGCCGUAAAACCACCGUGCGUUUAGCUGCAUAUCUAACGGGCUACCGGUUGAUGGAGGUGCAUCCUGGCAACGAGAACAAGCUGCGUGACAUCCUGAAAGAAGCCGGGAAUCAAACUAGAGUGGAUGGAGAUAACGUCAUCGUACUGGUCCAUGAAGGAAUCAGCCCGUCCGUCAGAGAAGAGCUGUUGGUGGCGAUGGCUCACACAACGUACCCAGGACUCUACACAGAUGAGGAGCUGAGAGAUCUGAUUUCCAGAGUGAAACUGUCCAGAAGAUACCUGAUGGACAGCUGGAUGUUUGAGAAGUACUUGAGCCAAAUUCACAGAAAUGUGCAUGUGUUCCUGUUGCUUCCCUUCACCCCGACACACAGCAGUGACACACCUGGACUCCAUGGAUGGAAUGCUCAACUGACCAAGGCCCUGAGCUCCAGUAGCUGCGUGGACGUUUACCAGCCUUGGUCCAACCAGUCUUUAGUGGAAGUUGUUUCUCAAUGCCUCAAAACCAGUUCCUACAAAAUGGAGGGAGCAGGCUCAGAGGCCAGCCUGUCUGUGGCCAUGGCAUUAAUCCACCAAUCUGCAUGUCGCUAUGCUUCUGUUCUUCUAAGAGCUCGGCCCUUCAGCCCUCAGACUUACAUUGAGUUCAUUGCCAACUUUGAUUACCUCUGCAACCAUCUGCACACUCAGCAGCAGAGUGAAGCCAACAGAGUUGCCACUGUUCUGUCUCAUUGGGAGGCCCUGCACAGCACAGCCGUGCGGUGCAGACAGCACUUCAUAAGACUGCAGGAGGAGGUUGCUGAGACUCAGCAGCGCCAGAAAGAUCUCCUCAAAGACGCAGAGGAUCAGAGGGAACUGCUCCAGGAGGCUCAGGAGAAGUGUGUAGUAGAGGAGAACGAGCUGCAUCACCUGGAGGAGCAGAUUAAUCAUGCUCAGAAACAGGUGGAACGUGUGUUCCUGUCAGGCCUCAAGAUUCUUAGUUGUCUGAAUCCAUCUGACCUGGAGGAGGUGCGUCACUACAGAGAUCCACCUGACGGAGUGGUGAAAAUCAUGGACGCCAUCUGUUUGCUGUUUAAUCGUCCACCAGGCUGGGAGAGUGCCAGACAGCUUCUGGGACAAUCCAACUUUUUCCAGGAGUUGGAAUUCUUUGACCGCUACAGCGUGACGGACGAGCAGCUGCAGCAGCUCGGCCAGAUAGUUCACAGCCCCCAGUUUGCACCGGAGUCUGUGCAGGAGGUUAGCAAAGCCUGCGAGUCCCUGUGCCGAUGGGUCCAAGCAGUGUACGAGUGCUGCUGCGUGCAGCACCGACUGUUGGUCAAGCGGCAGCUGGAGCUGCUGGCCGAAGAGGCCCACGGUCGACUGCGCCUGGCCGAGCAGCAGGGAGGGGAUGCACGCCGGCGUCGGGAGGAAGUCCAGCUUCGACUGCAGCUGGUACGAACAGAACUGGAGGAGAAACUGCUGCAGCUGCAGAAAGCUGAGAGCUCAGAGGGAGAAGCUGCUUCAGCUGCAGGGAAGCUGGAGACACAUGUCAGAGACUGGAGGGCUGCUGCUCAGGAGGCAGAGCUAAAUAACCAGUCCUUACCAGGAGAUGCCCUUAUCCUGGCUGCAAUCAUCUCUUAUUUGGGCCCCUUUGGACCUGACGUACGCACACAGCUGCUGGUCAAGUGGAGGGAGUUAUUAAAGACAGGAAGCGUCGACAUUAACCCCGAGGACCCCAGAACCUCCCUGUUUACUACGCACUCUGACACCGCACCUCCUCACCCGCCUCUCGGUUUUCCCAUCCCCGCGUCCGAGAGUCUGCAGCGGCCUCUGGGUCGGGCUUUAGGUUCAGGCGUUCACCUGAACCUAACCAGACUGGUGGUGAAGCUGCUGCUGUGGAGCUGCAGCAGCGCUUGUGUUCAGCGCUGGCCUCUACUGGCAGACAGCCAGCAGCAUCUGGACUCUCAGAGCUGCCUCAUCACAGGAGAGGACGCCGAGCUGGAACGGGAGACGGAGUGUGAGCUGGUGGUUCGUGCUGAUGAUCCAGAGCUGCUGGACCAUCUGGACCGGGCUGCAGAGAGAGGAUUGAGAGUCCUGGUGACUCACGUGGAACGUGUGACUCCAAGUCCUCCCUUUCUGUCCAGACUGCAGCGCUCUGCUCCGUGUUUGCUUCCAGGAUUAAAGCAGCGAUCGACUCACCCUGAAUUCUGCCUCUUCCUCAGCACCCGUCUGCCUCUCCAGCUAGUACACAGUGAUGUCCAUCCGUCCAUCUUGUCUCAGGUGCUUGUGGUCGACCUCUCUCUGAGCUCAGAGGAGAUCCAGGAGCUGAUGCUGACUCAGCUGCUGCAGUCUGAGUGUGAGAAGCUGCUGAUGCAACACCUGCAGCUCCAGCACGACAAGCAGCUGCUGCAGGAGAGACUGGUGUCAGAAAAGGACACUCUGAUGGAAUACAUCCUGCAGUCCGACACCUCACUGCUGCAGGACUCCGGUCUUCUCGCCCACGUGGCCGUCUGUGAGGAUGCAACGUCAAGCCUGCAGGCUGAGAUCCGGCUGCUGAGUGUGGAGCUGGAUCACCACGAUCUCCUGCUGGCUGCACCGCGCCAGGUGUUGAAGCUGGCCGCGUCUUUCUACGGGGCUCUGCAGGAGGUGGCCCGCCUCUCUCCUUCCUACUACUUCUCUCUACAAGGCUUCAUCACGGCUAUACAAGAGGUCCUCGUUGUGAAGGACAGGCCAUUAGUCGGUGAAGUGCCGUGGGGGGUAAUACCAGAGGUCACAAACCGGAUGGUGGUCCAGCUACUGGACCAGUACAGGCCUUGUCUCCUGAAGAGCCAUGCCGCCGUUCUGGAGCUGCUGCUCUCCGCGGCUCUGCUCCAACACAACGGGUUCUGCUCCGAGGCCGAGAGGGCGGCUUUCCUCAGGGGCCUUCAGGACGUAGAACAUCCCGUUCAGUCCACCAGCGCUCUGCCCAGCUGGAUCCCCUCUCGCAUCCACCCAGAGCUCCUCCGCCUCGAGCAGAUCCCGGUCUUCUCUGGGUUGAUAUCCUCUCUCUCCACUCGCCCCGCUCAGUGGAAGGAGUACCUGCACCUCCCUUCCUCCAGCGUCGUCGGGGCCGUUCCUUGUCGCUCUCACUCCCAUCUGUCGCUGCUGCAGCGGGCGCUCCUCUGGAGGACGGUGCUGCCCGGCUGCCUGGAGGGACUGGCUGAGGCCAUGGCCGCCUACCACCACCUCUGUCCGGACGGACGGACGGCGGGGACUGAGGCCCCUCACGCUGGCAACCCGGAGGCCCUCUCACGCUAUCUGGUGAAACACCAGGGGCCCGUCAUCCUCACGCUGCCCCGACGGACGAGCAUUCAGCCUCUUCUAAACACGUUGGCCCGCUGUGUCGCAGAAACAAAGACGGUGAAGUUCGUUUCUUUUGACUCAGAGGUCGUUCUCUCUCAGCUGGACGAAGCUGUUCACAACGGACACUGGCUGGUCUUUAACUGUCACCUGAUGGAGCAAUCAGACGGAGAAGUGGCGGCUCGCCUCAGUGGGUUGAUCUCCUCCCUCAGAGAGGAGCGACGGCUGAUCCACCCGGGCUUCAGAUUGUGGUUCAUAACUCAAGAAGAUGCAUCCUGCUCCAUACCAGCGGCAGUGCGAGUGUGCGCCCUGCCUCUGGUCUGUGACUCCCCCUGGGACCUGAAGGAGGAGCUGAGCUCUUCUUUGGGUCAGCUGGCGUCCGACAGACACCAUCGGUCUCUGUCGGGUCUCUCAGCGGACAACAUGGAGCUGCUCCUCCGCUGCGCCGUCUUCCACUCUGUGUUACUGCAGAGACGCCCGGGUCAGGGGAGGAGCUACAGAUGGAGUCACGAAGACCUCCUGGCUUUGACGGACGCUCACGUUAACAUCGCUGGUAUCUGCCACAACAACGCCACGGCUUUGCAGUACAUCGCAGUCAAUCUGGUGCACGGCGGCCAUGUUGUAGACUCUGCAGAUCUGGAGGUGGUGGACAGCGUUGCCAAGACCUGCUUCAGCAGAGAGCCCCACGUCUUCUCUGGUAUUAACACCAAUCCUGACUCGUCCGAGCUUCUCCAGAUGUUGGAGCAGAGUCUUCCGGACCCAGUGAGCCUCAACGACCCCCGUGGUGUGCUGGGCCUAGACGCAGACGCUGCAGCUGCCGAGAUGAUGGAGAUCCACAGCCACGAUCUGAGCGCACUGCUGCAGGCCUCCCAGACUCCUCUGGGAGCGGCGGCGAGGAGUUUCUGCACACGGCUCCACCACCAGCUGGCCUUCAGCAACGCUGCAGACAGACUGCAGGCUCUGAGGAGUCGCCUCACGAACCCAGCGACAGACCCAGCAGCUGAUUCCCACGGUCACCUCUUGGACUUCCUCCGGGCCGAGCGGGACCAUCUCGUCGAUCUGGUGUCGUCGCUCCUCUCGGAGCUGCAGCGACCUUUUACCUCGCUCCUCUCGCCCACUGACUUGUCUCAGCUGGAGAGGAGGGCGGAGUUAAUCAUCACUUAUCUCGGGCGCCGCGGCAGUGCUUCAGAUCCUCCCGCCGCGUACCGGCUGUCUGCCUUCAGAAACGCCCGAGGCUUCCUGGUGGCGGUGACGAGAGAGGCCGCUCAAGUAAAUCGCAAAUACAUCAGUGAUGUAACUCUGCAUUUUCAGGUUCUGAGGGACGUUUCUCUCCCAGCCUCACUUCCUCUGGACGCUGUGUAUUUGUGCGGCCUGCAGCUGAGAGGUGCAUCAUGGGAUACCCAGCUGGGAGCCCUCCAGGACUCCGCCUCUCUGCAGCCGUGCUCGCUGCCUCUCGUUCGCGUCGAGGCUCGAAUCACGAACUCCGACCCGGAUAUCUUCCCUCGCGAAAGUUCACAUUUAACCGACGUCCGUGCUUCUUCUCCGGCGUCGUCUCCGCUCUACCGCUGCCCGCUCUACCUCGACGGGCAGUGGGGGGGCGGAGCCUCUUUAUCAGACGCUGACAUCAUCACCACGUUUCCCCUCCGCACCGAGAUAAAUCCUGCAUUGUGUAGUUUGAGACGGGUGAGGCUAGUGAGCACGCUCUGAAUCAACAGCUGGAUUCAUCUUCUAAAUGUAUUUACACAACUGUGCUGUACAAUGAAAUGUUCAUACGGUACUUUGUAAUGUUUUUCAUUAAAACAUUUGACACAU
Molecule: messenger RNA, 13547 nt
Organism: Anarrhichthys ocellatus (wolf-eel)
Lineage: Eukaryota; Metazoa; Chordata; Actinopteri; Perciformes; Anarhichadidae
Gene: dnhd1
Product: dynein heavy chain domain 1
Exons: 44
Coding region: 183-13442 (4419 amino acids)
Biological process (GO): flagellated sperm motility
Cellular component (GO): inner dynein arm; sperm flagellum
Molecular function (GO): ATP binding; minus-end-directed microtubule motor activity; dynein light intermediate chain binding
Source: RefSeq, a predicted model, not a curated record